Messenger RNA from Benincasa hispida (wax gourd), 1663 nucleotides. Its product is annotated as Protein kinase superfamily protein. Gene Ontology annotation, biological process: protein phosphorylation. NCBI's taxonomy places the organism in Eukaryota, Viridiplantae, Streptophyta, Magnoliopsida, Cucurbitales, Cucurbitaceae. Gene Ontology annotation, molecular function: protein tyrosine kinase activity; ATP binding. The record is from RefSeq and is a predicted model, not a curated record.
AUAUAAGUAGAAUGAACGUGCGACGUGGGAGGCAGUCUUGAGAGGUUUGGUUUGAGUGGUUACACAAAUCGCAACCGAGUUUCCCGCUAAAUAGAACGAAAUGUACCUUCCUCCCAUCGCCAUUUCAGGAACCCAUUGCUUGCAGGGAGUCUCCUCCUCCUCCUCCUCCCUCCUCCCUCCUCCUCCUCCCCUUUCUCCCUUCGCUUUCAAUCUCUUUCCGCUGUCCCUACCUUCCAUUUUUUUAAUCACAUCCCAGGUUUUUUAGGCUACUACGAGUUGACGAGAAGCGAUGUUCUGCUGCGGAGGUGUGGAGGAGGAAAAUUUUGGCGCGCCUUCGAGUCAAUAUACAGCCCCACCCAGGGGAAAUACAUAUGGUGGCAGCGAGAGAGGAGAGCCCAGGAGUUCCAAUGUUGUCAGAAGUGGAGCUCCCCAGCAAGUGUUGCCUAUUGAAACACCAGUCAUUCCACUGGAUGAGUUAAAUAGGUUGACGGGUAAUUUUGGUACGAAAUCUUUUAUUGGUGAAGGUUCUUAUGGCCGGGUUUACUACGCGACGUUAAAGAGCGGUCAGGCUGCUGCAAUAAAGAAACUAGACACUAGUUCUUCACCAGAGCCUGACACUGAUUUUGCCGCUCAGCUAUCAACUGUUUCUAGACUUAAGCAAGAGAAUUUUUUGGAGUUAAUUGGGUAUUGUUUGGAGGCAAAUAAUCGAAUUUUGGUAUAUCAGUUUGCCAAAAUGGGUUCUUUGCACGAUAUAUUACAUGGAAGAAAAGGAGUACAAGGGGCUGAGCCUGGUCCAGUUCUUACUUGGAAUCAGAGAGUUAAAAUUGCCUAUGGUGCAGCAAAAGGCCUUGAAUAUUUACAUGAGAAGGUUCAGCCUUCAAUAGUCCAUCGUGAUAUCCGGUCGAGCAAUGUCCUUCUCUUCGACGACUUCCUUGCGAAGAUAGCUGAUUUCAACUUGACUAAUCAGUCAUCCGACACAGCAGCACGACUUCAUUCAACUAGGGUCUUAGGAACAUUUGGAUACCAUGCUCCAGAGUAUGCUAUGACAGGACAGAUUACUCAGAAGAGUGACGUGUAUAGUUUCGGUGUAGUUCUUCUCGAACUUUUGACGGGACGGAAGCCAGUAGACCACACGAUGCCUAAGGGACAACAGAGUCUUGUUACUUGGGCAACACCAAGAUUAAGUGAAGACAAGGUGAAACAGUGUGUAGAUCCAAAGCUAAACAACGAUUAUCCACCAAAAGCGAUAGCAAAGUUGGCAGCAGUAGCAGCCCUGUGUGUUCAGUACGAGGCUGACUUCAGGCCAAACAUGACAAUUGUGGUUAAGGCUCUCCAGCCACUUCUCAAUUCUUCAAAACCACCGGGACCUGAAUCUCAACCACAUCCAUAAGAUUAUUCACAUUUUGGUUAACAUACAGGUGCACGUGCAGGCGUGGGCACAGCGCAAGCACAGUAAUCUCUCCUGUAAUUUAAAAUCUUAUUCCAUUAAUCUUCAGUUAAGAGCAUCGCUGAAAGAAAAUUGUCAAGAUGCCCAAAUCUUGCUCAUUUAGUUAAUUAUCAUUUUCACCUCAACCCAACUUAGGAACUUGAUCUGAUUCAGGAUUUCAUAUAAUAGUAAGGUACUGUACCAAUGAUAAAUGAUAAAACAACAAAAUUUUGUUUA